AUGGCGGGCGUCAACGACGAGCUCACGCGCAAGCUGGCCGCGCGCGGCAUCGGGCGCGGCAACCUCGUCGACGGCGUCAAGGACGGCCUCGCCGACGGCUCCAUCCUCGUGCAGAAGCGGAACGAGAUGGAUCGCGACCACUCCCCGAACACCGGGGCCUCGCCCAAGGCGUCGCCGGUGGCGGCGCGGAGCAAGAGGAAAGGGCUGCUCGGAGGGAUCCGCAACCGGUCCAAGACAGGAUAG
This is a messenger RNA of Emiliania huxleyi CCMP1516, 243 nucleotides long. RefSeq lists its product as hypothetical. The coding region runs from base 1 to 243 and encodes 80 amino acids. The transcript has 2 exons. Lineage: Eukaryota; Haptophyta; Isochrysidales; Noelaerhabdaceae. The record is from RefSeq and is a predicted model, not a curated record.